This is a messenger RNA of Cornus florida, 2055 nucleotides long. Its product is annotated as BES1/BZR1 homolog protein 4-like. Bases 661 to 1623 code for a protein of 320 amino acids. Lineage: Eukaryota; Viridiplantae; Streptophyta; Magnoliopsida; Cornales; Cornaceae. Gene Ontology annotation, biological process: DNA-templated transcription; brassinosteroid mediated signaling pathway. Gene Ontology annotation, molecular function: DNA-binding transcription factor activity. The record is from RefSeq and is a predicted model, not a curated record. The transcript is spliced from 2 exons.
UUUUAAUAUGACCCAAAUCACUCCUGCUUUCGUCGCCCUCUUUUUCCCGGUUUUUUUUGUCUUACAAUCACUUUUUUCGUAAACCGAUCUCUCUUUUUCUCUCAAGAUCAAUCAGAUCACUCGUUAGCUUUUGGAAUUCAGAUCUCUUAUAUCUCUCAGUCGAUCGAAAUCUCACUCCCUCAAUCAGAAGGGCUUGCCUUUGAUUUUCUUUGCUCUUCACUAAUUAUGAUUUUCAGUUGAUUUCAAUUGAGUUUUCCAGUAGAAUUGUGUUGUUUUAGUCAGAUUUGUUGUUCGACACAUGUUCUCUUGUAGUCAUUUUCUUCUCAGGUCAGUUUGUUUCUUGAAAUUUCAGAAAUUUUAGCUCGAAUUUUCAUUGCUCUGCUCUCUGUUCCAAGCAAUUUUAGGCUUUUGAUUUUAUUUUUUCUACAAUUUAUCAGUUCAGGUCAGUUCGUUUUUUGAAUUUGAGCAAUUUUAGUUCGAAUUUUCGUCUAAAUAUCUUCUAGACAGCGUCUUGGUGUUCAGAUUCAUCACUCGGAAGCUGAAAACCGAUUUUCAAUUGCCCUGUUCUCUCUUCCAAGCAAUUUAGACUUUGAUUUCCUUUAAUAUAUAUAUAUAUAUAUAUAUACACACACACACAAGUAUAUAUAUAAAUAGAGAGAUAUGACGUCGGGGACGAGGAUGCCGACAUGGAAGGAGAGAGAGAACAACAAGAGGAGAGAGAGGAGGCGACGAGCGAUCGCGGCGAAGAUCUUCGCGGGGCUCCGGAUGUACGGAAACUACAAGUUGCCGAAGCACUGUGACAACAAUGAAGUCCUCAAAGCUCUCUGCAACGAAGCCGGUUGGUCCGUUGAACCGGACGGCACCACCUACCGUAAGGGAUGCAAGCCUGUGGAGCGCAUGGACAUCGGUGGAUCCGCGUCAGCAAGUCCAUGCUCAUCCUACCACCCAAGCCCUGCCUCUUCUUCCUUUCCGAGCCCCGCCUCAUCCUCUUAUGCUGCUAACGCCAAUGCAAAUGGCAGCUCCCUCAUCCCAUGGCUCAGAAACCUCUCAUCUUCAUCCUCAACAGCUUCUUCCUCCAAGCUUCCCCAUCUCUAUAUCCAUGGUGGCUCCAUAAGUGCUCCAGUCACCCCUCCAUUGAGCUCCCCAACUUGCCGUACCCCUCGACUUAAAAAUGACUGGGAUGACUCCCGCCCAGGAUGGGGUGGGCCUCACAACCCUUUUCUUCCAUCUUCCACUCCACCAAGCCCUGGCCGUCAGAUUCUUCCUGAUUCAAAGUGGUUUGCAGGUCUCCGAAUCCCCCAAGGUGGGCCAACUUCUCCAACAUUCAGCUUUGUCUCCUCAAAUCCCUUUGGCUUUAGGGAAGAUGCUCUAGCCAGUGGUGGUUCUCCCAUGUGGACUCCAGGCCAAAGUGGGACUUGCUCUCCUGCUAUUGCAGCAGGCUUUGAUCAUACUGCUGAUGUGCCAAUGUCUGAAAUGAUUUCAGACGAGUUUGCAUUUGGAAGCAACACAACAAGGCUUGUGAAGCCGUGGGAAGGAGAGAGGAUUCAUGAGGAGUGUGGUUCAGAUGAUCUUGAGCUUACUCUUGGGAGCUCAAGGACCAGGUGUGUUGGUAUGGAGAUGUGAUUCCAGCCUUAUAAAAGUUCUGUUUUACUCAUCACUUGAUCUGCAUUAUACUGCAGAGAUAAAUGAAUGCAUAAAAGAGAAGAUCAAUGCUCUCUCCAUGUGAACUUUGAGUUCAUUAUAUAAUCUUUAACUGUUCCGGGGAAAGGAUUAAAAGUUAAUCAAGGUAAGUCUGUGAAGGUGUUCUUUCUUUCUUUCUUUUAAAUUAUAUUAGCUAGUCAAUGUGUGGGGUGGUUUCACAACCCAUAUUCGAUCCUUUCUACUUUUAGUUUAGAUUUUCGUGGAAGUCCAAAAUAGAGAAAAGGAGUGGCUGCCUCUCUUGGUUCUGGUUUUGCCAUUUGAAAGCAGUGUUAAAUGGCUGAAAAGUGACUUGAACUGUAUCUCAAUUGUAAAGCCUCUGGAAAUUAGAUAAAUUGGACUUUUUGGUCUUCUGCA